Molecule: messenger RNA, 1009 nt
Organism: Pseudovirgaria hyperparasitica
Lineage: Eukaryota; Fungi; Ascomycota; Dothideomycetes; Acrospermales; Acrospermaceae
Product: IGPD-domain-containing protein
Exons: 2
Coding region: 93-803 (236 amino acids)
Biological process (GO): L-histidine biosynthetic process
Molecular function (GO): imidazoleglycerol-phosphate dehydratase activity
Source: RefSeq, a predicted model, not a curated record
UGACGGAUGAACGAAGCCAUAUCUGUUGCUAUUCUACAUCCAACUCCAACGCUCAUACAUCUUACCUCUAACCCCCCCCAACAGCAAGUAUAAUGGUGUCCCCAGCACGAACUGCGACAAUCUCGCGCGACACCAAUGAAACCAAAAUUAACAUCUCUCUUAGCCUCGACGGUGGCGCCCUCCCACACAGCAGUACCAAUGGCGAAACAGCUGUCAAGCAAGAUCACGCAGCGCAGAUCUCCAAGCGUCAACAGAUAGAUGUAAAUACGGGCAUUGGGUUUCUGGAUCAUAUGCUGCACGCACUGGCGAAGCAUGCGGGCUGGAGUUUACAAAUACGGGCGAAGGGUGAUCUGCACAUUGAUGACCACCACACUGCUGAAGACACAUGCAUCGCCCUCGGUACGGCCUUCAAGACCGCCCUCCUCACACCCACAACCCCACCACACCCUGCCCCCGCCCGCUUUGGCAGCGCAUACUGCCCGCUCGAUGAAGCCCUCUCGCGCGCCGUCAUAGAUCUCUCAAAUCGCCCAUACUCCGUUGUGGAUCUUGGGCUCAAGAGAGAGAAGAUUGGCGACCUGAGCUGUGAAAUGAUACCGCAUUGCUUCCAGAGCUUCGCACAGGCGGCGGGCGUAACGCUGCAUGUAGAUUGCUUGAGAGGCGAGAAUGAUCAUCACAGGGCGGAGAGUGCCUUUAAAGCGUUGGCUGUAGCGAUUCGGAUAGCUACGGGCCCGUGGGAAAGACCAGGUGUCGAGGUCGGUGAGGGCGAGGGCGAGGUGAGAAGUACCAAAGGGGUGUUGUAUUGAGAAUUUUAUCGGCAGUCGAAAGCACGAUGUUCGACACCUGACUUGGUUAAUGUAUGGUUGCUACAGUACAAACUGUGUCUAUAGCCCUGUACAAUAUCCUUAAUGAUGAUACACUACCGCUUGUACUCUCUAUGUGUUAGACAGAAACUUCAUAAUUUUACAUAAUGUACUUAAAAUGAUAGAUCAUGCUUCAAGCAUCGUUAUUA